Messenger RNA from Myxocyprinus asiaticus (Chinese sucker), 5311 nucleotides. RefSeq names its product ubiquitin conjugation factor E4 B-like. Bases 273 to 4331 code for a protein of 1352 amino acids. NCBI's taxonomy places the organism in Eukaryota, Metazoa, Chordata, Actinopteri, Cypriniformes, Catostomidae. The transcript is spliced from 29 exons. The record is from RefSeq and is a predicted model, not a curated record. Gene Ontology annotation, cellular component: nucleus; ubiquitin ligase complex; cytoplasm. Gene Ontology annotation, molecular function: ubiquitin-ubiquitin ligase activity. Gene Ontology annotation, biological process: protein polyubiquitination.
GUCACGUGACACCAGAUCCAAAAUGGCCGCGUCAGUGUUUUGACGAAUAAUACUUUUGUGUUUGUUUCAUUCUUCACGUAAAUCGAAAAUAACGCGUAGCGAUCGGCAGAAAUCAUCCGCGCGUGUUUGAAGUUUUAAUAUAAAUAUUUGACUUAGACAAUCACGACUUAUUGAAAUUUAUUUUAUGGUUCAGACUAUGCACUUUUGGUGUUUAUAAGGUGGCUAGCUGACUGGCUAGCAAUAUAAUUAAGCUGAAAAUUUAAAGAAAGGCGAUGGAGCAGCUCAGUCCUGAAGAGAUCCGAAGAAGACGACUGGCCCGGUUAGCUGGAGGGCAGACGUCACAGCCCAGCACCCCCCUCAGCACACCUUUGACCUCCCCACAGAGAGAGACCCCUCCAGGCCCCUUGCCAGGGCCCUCUGGGGCCUUAUCGCAGCCUGUCCCACCAGCUCCAUCCCACACUCUGGGCCUUAAUGCCCAAAAUGUUACCCCUGCCACCUCUCCAGUGGGAGCCUCAGGGGUUGCUUACCGCAGCCAGAGCAGUGAAGGGGUCAGCUCUCUCUCCAGCUCUCCAUCUAACAGCCUGGAGACACAGUCCCAGUCCCUGUCCCGCUCCCAGAGCAUGGACAUUGACACGGCGUCCUGUGAGAAGAGCAUGUCCCAAGUAGAUGUAGACUCAGGAAUUGAGAAUAUGGAGGUGGAAGACAGUGACUGCAGGGAGAAAAGGAACCUGUCUGAAAAGCAGGACUCCUCAUCUAAUGCUGACGUCUCUGAAGAGCAGGCUUUGCAGCUCAUCUGUAAGAUCUUGCGCGUUUCUUGGAAGGAGCAUGACUGUGAUGUAAUCUUCCUCCCUUCACUUGCUGCUGAGUUCCAGAAGAACCCUAAGGAUGUUUACUCUGACUUCAAAGACCUGAUUGGCCAGAUUUUAAUGGAGGCUUUAAUGAUAUCCACCCAUUCGCGUGACUGUAACCCAUUCACCAGUUUGACCGCCACAUCUCAGCCAAUUACUGCUGCCAGAUCCUCUGACCAUCACCUGACUCUUGUCCCACCCUCCAACCAGAGCGACAGUCCCAUGAUGCCCUGCGCAGGUUCAUUCGGUGCCAGCUCUCUGUCCAGUCUGUACGGUUGUAGCCCAAACCCACUAGCUCUCAGCUUUGCCAGAAUGAGUGCUCCAUCUGUCCCACCAUCCUCUCCAGUCCCUUCUGCAGCCUCCCUUCAAGUUCCCCCCAGUCCUCCAGCUUCUUGCCCUCCCACCAGCCUCCCGUCUCUCUCUUCUUCCGCUCCUCUGCCUAUUUCCCAGAGUUACAGGCCCUACUCCCUCAGUUCCUCCAUCCCCAUUAGCUCCAGCCCCAGAUCAUCAUCUGGUAUGCUUACAGCCCCUACGACCUCAGGUAUGCCCUCUAGCCCCUCCCCCAGACAGCGUACUACCCAGUCUUCCAUGCCCUUCUUACCCGGCUCCCCCAGCACUAUUGCGAGACGGACUGCUCUAGCUGCCCAGAUGCCCUCUAGCCCAUUCUCCCUCCUCUUCUUCAGCCUGUCCAACAUGUCUCAGGACAGCAGUGAUGAAGAACUAGAGGAAGAGGAGGAUUUUUCUGGGGUUCAGUUUGGGUCCAGCCUGGGAGCAUCUGGAGGGGGGAUGGCCGGUUACUCCGGUAGUGACCGCUUUACCAUAGAGUCCUGUAAAGAGACUGAGAUGCUCAACUACCUCAUUGAGCGCUUUGACAGUGUGGGCAUGGAGGAGAGGAAGGCCCCAAAGAUGUGCAGUCAACCAGUUGUUAGUCAGCUGCUAAGCAACAUACGUUCCCAGUGUAUUUCCCAUGCUGCACUAGUGCUCCAAGGGGCCCUCACACAGCCCAGAGCCCCUCUGCAGUCUUCCCUGCUGGUUCCCUACAUGCUGUGCCGGAACCUUCCAUGUGGCUUCAUCCAGGAGUUGGUGCGCAUGACACACCAGGAGGAGGAGGUGUUUAAACAGAUCUUCAUACCCAUUCUUCAAGGGCUCGCUUUAGCUGUAAAAGAAUGUUCCUUUGAAAGUGAUAACUUCAAGUUUCCUUUAAUGGCUUUAGCUGAGCUUUGUGAAAUCAAGUUUGGGAAGACUCACCCUGUAUGCAGUUUGAUCACCUCUCUGCCAUUGUGGUGCCCUGACCCUCUGAGUCCCGGGACAGGAAGAGAAAUUCAAAGACUCUCCUUCCUUGGAGCCUUCUUCAGUCUGUCUGUGUUUUCAGAGGAUGACACUAAAGUGGGAGACAAGCACUUCUCUGGCCCUGCCAUUACUAUGGAGAACACUCGUGUGAUCAGUCAGUCAUUGCAGCACUAUCUGGAGUCUGCAAGGGGAGAUCUAUUUAAAAUCUUGCACAACAUCUUGCUAAAUGGAGAGACAAGGGAAGCGGCUCUGAGCUACAUGGCAGCUCUGGUGAAUCGUAAUGUGAAGAAGGCUCAGAUGCAGACUGAUGAUAAGCUGGUGUCCACAGACGGCUUCAUGAUGAACUUCCUGUGGGUGCUGCAGCAGCUGAGUAUGAAGAUCAAGCUGGACACAGUGGAUCCUCUCUACAUCUUCCACCCCAAGUGUCGACUGAGCGUCAGCCCGGAAGAGACCCGGCUCAAAGCCACAAUGGAGGAGCUGAAGAGCUGGUUCACAGAGCUGCAUGAAGGCCCAUCCAAGUUCUCUGAGCCCAAGUUUCCAACAGAGUGCUUCUUCCUGACGCUUCACGCACAUCACCUGUCCAUCCUUCCGUGCUGUCGACGCUACAUACGCAGACUGAGAGCGAUCCGAGAUCUGAACAGAACUGUUGAAGAGCUGAAGAACAGUGAGAACCAGUGGAAAGACUCCCCAUUAGCUAGUCGUCAUCGGGAAAUGCUGAAGAGAUGUAAAACCCAGCUGAAGAAACUGGUGCGCUCUAAAGCCUGCGCAGAUGCAGGACUGCUGGACGAGAACCUACUGCGGAGAUGUCUGCAGUUCUUCAGUAUGGUUAUCCAGCUCAUCUUGCGUAUGGUGGAGCCGGCUUUCCCACAUGUAACCCUGCCCUUGAACCUAGAGAUCCCCAAAAGCUUUGCAGCACUGCCUGAGUUUUACAUUGAAGAUGUGGCCGAGUUCCUACUUUUUAUUGUGCAGUACUCUCCACAGGUUCUCUAUGAGCCAUGCACUGGGGACAUUGUGACUUUCCUGGUGGUCUUCAUUUGCAGUCAGAACUACAUAAAGAACCCAUACCUGAUCGCUAAGCUGGUCGAGGUGCUGUUCGUCACCAACCCCGCAGUACAGCCACGCACUCACCGUUUCUUUGAGAUGAUGGAGAACCACCCACUGGCUAUCAAUCAGCUUGUGCCCGCCCUCAUGAAGUUCUACACAGAUGUUGAGCACACUGGAGCUACAAGUGAGUUCUAUGACAAGUUCACCAUUCGCUACCACAUCAGCACCAUAUUCAAAAGCCUGUGGCAAAAUGUUAGCCACCAAGGCACCUUCCUAGAGGAGUUCAACUCUGGAAAACAGUUUGUGCGCUACAUCAACAUGCUGAUUAACGAUACAACUUUUCUGCUGGACGAGAGUUUGGAGUCUUUGAAACGCAUCCAUGAGAUCCAGGAGGAGAUGAAGAACAAAGAGCAGUGGGAUCAGCUGCCCAGGGACCAGCAACAGAGCCGUCAGUCCCAGCUGACUCAGGAUGAGAGAGUGUCACGCUCCUACCUGGCUUUAGCUGCAGAGACAGUGGACAUGUUCCAUAUUCUCACCAAACAGGUCCAAAAGCCCUUCCUCAGGCCUGAAUUGGGGCCUCGUCUGGCCGCCAUGUUGAACUAUAACCUUCAGCAGCUGUGUGGGCCUAAAUGUCGAGACCUGAAGGUGGAAAACCCAGAAAAAUAUGGUUUUGAGCCAAAGAAGCUCCUGGAUCAGCUCACAGAUAUCUACCUGCAGCUGGACUGUGCCCGAUUUGCUAAAGCCAUUGCAGAUGACCAGCGGUCAUACAGCAGGGAGCUCUUUGAGGAGGUAAUUUCUAAAAUGAGAAAGGCGGGCAUAAAGUCCACCAUUGCUAUUGAGAAAUUCAAACUUCUGUCUGAGAAGGUGGAGGAGAUAGUAGCCCGCAAUUCUCAGUCUGAGAUGGAUUACAGCGAUGCACCAGAUGAGUUCAAAGACCCACUGAUGGACACUCUUAUGACUGACCCUGUGAUACUGCCCUCUGGAAACAUCAUGGACCGAGCCAUUAUCCUGCGACACCUCCUGAACUCUCCCACUGACCCCUUUAACAGACAGCCCUUGACUGAAAACAUGUUGGAACCAGUCCCAGAGCUAAAGGAACGUAUCCAGUCUUGGAAGAGAGAGAAGCAGAGUGGUCGUUUUUCUCAGUGAGCCAAGCUUGCCCUCAGUUUAAACGUUUUCACCAUGCUGGAAGUGAACUGAAUUUGAACAGGAAAAAGAUCACAGUACCUAAAUUGAUUUGCCCCCCUUUAUCCUUUUUAUUGAGCCACUGUCUGAAAGGCUCAUGGUUCUAAAUUGAAACAUAAUAAUGUUUAGACUUUUGAAACAUUUUGAAUUUGUAUAUGUCUACAUACAUACUGAGGCGCAACAGUCUCACACCCCACAAUUAUAACAAUUGGAUGUGUUCAAAAAUUGCAUCUUGUUUUGUUUUCAUUGGCCUUGUGGAUGAAUUUGAAUGUUUCUGAUGGUAAGGGAGAACAUUGAUGAAAGGGAUCCAUUUCAUGUUUGUGUGCUGUUUGGAAAGAUAUUGUUAAUCAGUACCAGUAUUUCCAUUUGGACAGUCAAUACUACCACAAAGAAUUAGCUGCAGACACAGUUUACAGAUUAGGCCCAAACCUACCUUUCACACAUAAUACCUGGAAUAGGAAAGAAUCAUCACAUUAACAAACUCGAGAUUUUUUGUAGAACAUACUAAAUAGGUGUUGGUUUAAAUUUAUGGAUAUAUGCUGGUGGAAAUGUUUUUUUCUUUUUUCUUGGAAAAAAAUCAUUUGUGCACAGCCUUUGACAUAAGUCUGCUCAUGCACCUUGUUGAAUUAUUUUUUUUUUUUUCUUGAUUAAGAGCUGAAAACCAGAAACAAAUGAGAGAAUGUAAAGCUGUGGUUAGCAUUAUUGUCAUAAACAAUGCCAGUACACCAUGUUUUUUUUCUGUGUUCAUCCACAUUUUUUGGGAUUAAAAAGGUCUAUCAGCUCUUGUUAUUAAUAUUCACCCCGAAUGUUGAACUUAUGCGUAAAUUUAGAGUAUUUUCAGUGACAUUUAAAAGGGUUUAACUGUACAGGAAUUUACUUCCUUUGCUACAAACAUUCUUCGGACCUAGGUCUUUGAACUGUAAUAAAUGGCAAUGCACACACAA